Nematostella vectensis (starlet sea anemone) is the source of this 1916-nucleotide messenger RNA. RefSeq lists its product as uncharacterized. The record is from RefSeq and is a predicted model, not a curated record. The coding region runs from base 575 to 1618 and encodes 347 amino acids. NCBI's taxonomy places the organism in Eukaryota, Metazoa, Cnidaria, Anthozoa, Actiniaria, Edwardsiidae. The transcript is spliced from 5 exons.
AAUUUUUUGGGUUGUGGGUACUUCCCAAAGCCGGUACAGGCCGGUUGAGGGGUCAAUGUGUUAACAGACGUAUCGCUAAGGUCGUGGCUAGACGAGAAAACAAGAUCAAAAGCGAGAAACUGGGAACGAGGUUGGCGCGCGCACGUUUUUUUUAUGUUCCCCCCGUUUAUCCAUCCACUAGAGGCAACAGUACUUAUGAUAGUUCAUAAGUACUUAUGAACCCAUGGUAAAUAGCAGUCACUAUUUCAAUGAUCAGGCUGGUAAAGAGGGGCAAAUGGUCGAUUUUAUGUUUCUCGUAGAGUGAAAAAUGGCCGAAUCUCGUUUCACGAAAAUACUCUUUACCACCCUGAAUGAUACAUGAUUCUUGAAGCUCGACACUCUUGUAUCUAGGAAUUGAAUCUGCCACCUGCAUGCCUGCAGGCGCAUCUCUUAAAAGCUUUUGUUGAUCAGAAUAUCACUCAGUGGCGUCUACGUGACCUGCGUUAAGCUGUUCGAGCUGCUAAGUCAAGCACCGUAUAAAGAAUUCGGGUGCUACUUGAGUUUUAAAGACAGGACUCGGAAGCCUGGAAAAGACAUGGGCAAGCUCUUUGUCUUAUUUCUGCUGGUUCUCUGUUCCGCAAGCAGCGGCAAGACAUCACAUCGCGUCAGUGAAUCUGUACCAAGAUGCAAAUGUGAUCAAGUCAUCAACGAAAACUGCUUCGGAAAAAAUAAAAUAAGAACAAAAAAGAUUAUCUGUGUGUACCCAUCUCUUGCUAGAAUCGAGGAAGAACUUCAAAAAGCCGGGGGUUAUAACCCGCGAUAUGCAUCUAUCGACGCGUGCGGUGUGGCAGACUUCAAGCCACUCGGGGACUUUCAUACCGCGCCCUUGCUACAUCCCUUCAUCGCGAGCUCAGAGGUAACACAAUGCAGAAGAAAGAAAAACAUGACAUGCGCAUUUGACGACGAAAAGCCACCAGUGCCUCCAUUCAAAAUCCAGCAACCAACAAAAACGCCGAAGGACAUUCCGUUGCCUCUAUACGUGAAAAUAUAUGGUAAGAAAGCGAGAAACCCGCUAUACCAGGGCGGCCCCUGGUGGACGAAGGGAGUGCCGGGGAAGAAUGAGAAUAAAGCUAAGAGCAGGGUGAAACGCGACCCGCCAACCACCAGUACUGUUAAGCCGAGAAAAUGUCUCUUCAAAGGAGAAAUCAUUCCCGGCACAAAUCGCUACCAAGCGUGCAGUGUGUGCUCGGUGAAAACGGACUCAGGAACCGACGUCUACCCUAAGUUCGUUAACGAGCUCGUCUGCGCCCAUACACUCGUCCCGCCCGUACAAAACUACGUGGACCCAAACUGCAUGUCCAACCUGGGCUUCUGUAUCCAGCAGAGCCUAAGAAUCCCUGGAAUCAGGAUCACUGGUUUCACACGAAAGCAAAACGGCCUUUUCCAACCAAAUAUCGAGCGAGUUCAAAUAACAGUCAGGGCAUACUGCAGUUGCCAGAUUUCCCAAGUCGCUAAGAACAUAACAGAUUUGUUCUUAGUACCUUCACAAGGACCGCCAUACUCCUAUCAGGGGCAUAGCCCAGGAGGCCCGCCCCCCCCCCCCCCCCCCCCACCCUUUUACCAGCCAAAAAUACAGUAAAUGUAUGAGACAUUAUCUAAAAUACAGGAGAAAAUGACUUAUAAGUCCCUUUUGGCUACGCCGCUGCAUAUUUGCUUAACCAUGUGGAUAGUUUCUGAGAAAUGGCGGUGUAAUUAAUCUAAAAAGAAUAAGGUUAUAUUAGCAAUGUUAUAAAAGAGUCAUCGCGAUGUGUGAUUUAUGGCAUGUUAUAAUCAAUACAUAUAUUUAAACAAAACGACGAACUUUUGAGAAUGUUGUGCUAUGUGCAGUAAAACCCACAUUGUUUAAUGGGUAUCUAAUAAAAAGGUCUUCAAAGCCA